This is a messenger RNA of Plasmodium vinckei vinckei, 3321 nucleotides long. RefSeq names its product reticulocyte binding protein, putative. Bases 1 to 3321 code for a protein of 1106 amino acids. The transcript has 2 exons. The record is from RefSeq and is a predicted model, not a curated record. Lineage: Eukaryota; Apicomplexa; Aconoidasida; Haemosporida; Plasmodiidae.
AUGAGAGAGUAUCAACAUUUGAAAAAAACUAUGAUUAGUUUAUUUGUCUUGCUUGGAGUUGUGUUCUCUAGAAACGGUAUUUUAGUGACGGCUUUGAAUACACAUUAUCAGGCAAACUCAUUAACACUUGAUAGCAAUUUAAAUAAAAGUGGGCAUUCAAAUCAUGAACCAAAUAAUGAAACAUCCAAUGCCAAUUCAUUAUAUCUUAACACUUUAAAUACUGUUGAUAUAAUAUAUAAUGAGGGGGAAGAUGAUAAUGUUUCUUUAUAUGAAUAUUAUAGGCCUAUAUAUACACAUGAGCACAUUAGAAAUUUGUUAUCUGAUGUUAUAGCUAUUAGUGAAUGGGGAUUAAAUAGUAUAUGGAAAAAAGUUGCCGAUUAUAGUGGAAAAAUAAAAAAAUUAGAAAAUUCAUGCGGUGAAAUGAAAAAAAGCUUAUCUACGGAAAUAGAAAAUUUAGAAAAUCCGACAUAUAAUUAUCAAAAUAAUACAUUUCAAAACACUUUUAGUUUAUUAAAAACAAAAAGAGAAGAUUUGAUUCAAUGUGUAAAAUCAAAUUACAGUACACUUAAUAAAGAUAUAAAAGAUCUUGCGAAUGAAGAUAAAUAUAAUAUGUAUGAUGUUAUGGGAAUAAAUCCAUCUUCGAUAAUUGCGCCAAUUUAUAAUACCCGUCUUGAUUUAAUUAAAAAUGAAAUUGAAAAAGACUUACCAAAAAUAAAAAGUUUGUCUCUUAAUGAAGCAGAAACACUUUCAAAUUUCAUAAAUCAAAUUGCAAGUAUUGCUGAAAAUGAACCUGAAUUAAAAACUAUUUUAGAUACAAUAAAAUUUAUGCAAAAACAAAUUAACCAUAUAAUAAAACUACACAAAAAGUAUACAGAUAAUUAUAAUACUAAAUACAAUAUUAUAAUGAAAUUACAAAAAAUUGAAGAUGCUUAUAAGGUAUCUACAGACCAUACCAUAAAAAAUAUUUCUGGUUUAGGAGAAAAUUAUGCAAAUUCUAAAUAUAAUUAUAAUAUAUUAAUUGAUUUAGACAAAUUAUAUAAUAUCAAAAAGACACAAAUGAAUAAUAUUUUUAUCUUUCUCACACAAAUUUUAAUUGGAAAAGUAGAUCCAAGUUCUAAUAAAAUAGUUCAGGAUGGUAGUUACGAUUACAAUAUGUCACAACCUAAAGAAAUAUUAAACAAUUUAAAAGAUCAAUUUCAUAAAACAUUUGGAAAAAAUGUAGAUUCAUAUGACAAAAAUGUAGACAUAAAGGAUUCUGAAAAUGAAAGCAAUGAUGUAAUACCCAAAACAGUGGUAUUAAUAAAACAAUUAGAAGAUUUAAUUAAAUCAAUGGAAAGUAUAUAUAAUAAUGAUGUACCAAUAUCUGAAAUUCAAACAGAGAUAUACAAAAAAACAAAUACAUUGAAUUUAAAUGAAAAAUUAAAUGGAUUCAAAAAUGCGGUAGAAGAAGCAAGAGAAUGGAAAACUAAAAGAAAAUUGACCAUAACCACAUUAAAAGAAAAAUAUGAAACAGUUCUCAAUUUGCAAACUCAAAUUAACCAAUUGUGUCAAUCAUUUAGUGAAAAAAAUAGGAAGAAAAAGUACGUGCAUGAAUCUAAAAGUAUAUUAAAAACAAAAGCAAAACAUAUAAAUGAAAAGAAGAAAUACCUAGAAAAUUUAAUUGAAUUAAAAAAGAAUAUAGAAAAUCAUAUUAAUCAAAUUAACACUUUAUUAAAUAAUCCGUUAUAUGAAAUGGCGGAAUAUAAAAAAAAAAAAAAUAAAAUAAAUGAUGAUAUAGAAUUAGAGUUUAAAAAUUUCUAUAAUGGUGGAUUAGAAAAUUUGGUUGCAGAAUGUUCAAAUUUGGUUGAUGAAAAUAUAAUUGAAGCAGCACAAAAUGAAGAACAAAUUAAAAAUUAUUUAGAGGAUGUGGAUGCUAAAUAUAAUAAAAUCAAUAAUAUUAAAUUUGAUGAAUUUCCCAAGGUCUUAAAUAAUGUGAAUAAUAAAAAAGAAUCUCUUUUAGAACUUAUAAACGAAAUAAAAAAGUAUACAUAUUAUCAUAUGAUAAAUGAUUUAUCAAGUAUGCUAAAUAGAGUUCAAACUGUAGAUGAACACUUAACACCUAAUAUGGAUAGUUAUUUGGGUUUAUACAAUGAACUAAAAAGUUAUAAAGAAGAGAUAUUAAAAAAGAAUAAUUUGAUCGUUCAAAAUAAUUAUAUAAACAAUGGCAACUAUCCAGAUUAUGGAUAUAAUUCUAAAAAACUAUUAGAAUAUGGUAAUAAUUUUUUAUCCAAAGAAAAUAUAAUACUUAGAGAUAUUGAAGAAAUGCGUAAAAUUUCAGAUGAAGUUAAAACAGUGUUACCAAAAUAUAAUAAUGAAGCCAAAAAAAUAACCCCUGAUUCAAGCGGUGAAUAUUCACAAGUUAAUAAAAUAAUAGAACAAAUAAAAGAGUAUACUUCAGAAAAUUACUUAAAUAAAUGUAGAAAGAAACUUAAUGAUAUUAAAAUGGAAAUUACUAAUGCAACAAACCAAAUUCAAGACAGUAAUAAAAACAUGGAAAUUUUUAAAAUGUUAAAUAAUGGAAUGCAGAAAUAUCAAUCAGUUAAUGAAUUGAUUAAAAAUGUAAUAAAUGGUAAAAAUGUAUUAGAUGAAUUAUUGAGCCAAAGUAUUCAAACAAUACAAAAUUAUGAUGACAUCAACGAAAAUAUCAAAAAUAGUUCUAUAGAAACAUUAAAUAAUAAAAUAUCGAUGAUUAAUAGUAAAUUAAACACUGAAGCUAUAAAUGAUCUUGAAACCAAAUUAUCAUCAUUAAACGAAUAUUUUAUGUCGAUUAAACAAAAAAUAUUGGAAAAUAGCGAAGUACAUGUUGAUAAUUUACUGGAAAAUGUCAAUCAAAUUGAUCAGGUUCAAGUUUUAACAAGUAAAUUAUAUGGACAAUACAUAUCAUUAAAAAUGGAUAUCGAAAAAUCAAUUAAUGAUAUUAAUAAAGAAACACAAAAACAUCAAAAUGGAAGUUCACAAAUGCAUGGAAAUACGUUGGAUAAAACAAAUGGAAUGCUAUCAAAUAAUAAUUCAAAUAAAACAAACUAUACAAAUGAUGACGACACUGAAAACAAUAAUAAACAAAAUGGAUAUUUUGAUCCAAAAAAUUCAAGUUACUACGCAUAUGCUGGAGUAGCUACGCUGUUUCUAGGCAUUUAUUGUAGCGUUGCAGCCCAAACAAAUAAAAACGGUGAGGAAGCUUGCUUUACUAAUGAGGUAGACUAUUUUGAUGGUGGGGAAAAUUGGAGACAUGACCAAAAUGACGAUAUAGAGAUAUAUUUAGAUGAAAAUAACUACAUGUAA